AUGACCAGUUCAUCAUCAUCACCCAGUUUAAAAGAUUUAGGUAAUCAAUUUUAUGUUAAAGGCGAUUAUGAAAAAGCAAUUGAAUUAUACAAACAAGGAAUUGAGGAAUUGGGAUCCAAUGAAAAUGGUGGAAAUAAUGAAUUAUUAUCAAUUUUAAAAUGUAAUAUAUCGACAUCAUAUAUCCAAUUAAAGAAAUAUGAAGAGUCAUUAAAAUCAGCAUUGGAAGCUAUUGAAAGCAAUCCAAAUUCAGCCAAAGCAUUCCUCAGAGCAGGUGAAUCCUAUAUUGGUUUAAAGUUAUACAAAGAGGCCAAAGAGAAUUAUUUAAUGUGCAUUAAAAACAUCAAUACCAACGAUGAAUCAAGCAAAACAUUAUUAGCAUCGGCAGAAAAUGGCCUUUUAAAUUCAAAAAUGAAACAAUUCUAUCAACCAAUUUUAGAAAGUUCACCAGAGUUAUAUAACCGUGUAGAAAUUAAAUAUUUAGAUAACGUUAAAGAAAAAGCACUAUUUGCAAAAGAAACUAUUCAAAAAGGUGAAAUAGUAUUUUCAGAUUUACCAUAUUGUCAUCAGUUAUCAGUCGAUAGCUUGCACAAUCAUUUUACCAAGAUCUGCAGCCAUUGUAUUAAAUUUAUCAACACAAGCGAAACAACCAUUAUAAAGUGCGGCGGCAAAGGAUGCAACUAUCAAUAUUGUAGCGAAAAAUGUAAACAAGACUCAAUACCAUACCACAGCCAAUCAUGUUUAAAUUUAAGUGAUAAAAAAUCACUUGAAAACAACCCAAUUUAUAAAUAUAGAAAAAUGGUAGAGAACGCACCAACUUCAACACAACUUUUAUUAGCAGAAUCAAUUAUUUCGAUGAUUAGCUAUCUUUUAAAAACCAAAAAAGUAAAGAACUGUAAUUUAGCAUUAGGUAGCGUCACUCAUUUAAAAAGAACAUCAUUAAUGGCCCAACAACCCUCAUUCAAUGGUAAAAACUUAGGAGAUUUACAAAAGCAAUAUCAACCAUUAUUAUCAUUAUUAGAAGAGCAAUAUGGCUUAAAAUUAAAAGAAGAUUUAGAAAAUAAUAUAUUAUCACAAGAGUUUAAGAAAUGCAUUUUAGAAUUUUAUGAUAAUUUAUUAGGUAUGAUUAAUUUUAACUCAACAUCAACCGUAAUUAAAUCAGGAAAUAAAGUUAAUAUUGUAGAAAAUGUUCAAGUAAAAAGUGGUAAAAAAACAAUCACCAAAUCAAAAACCAGAGUACAAGAAGACCAAUGCUGGGGUGUUGGUUUAUUCCCAAUUUUCUCAUGUAUGAAUCACUCUUGUUUACCAAAUAUAGAAAUCUCCAACGAAAUUCAAGAUGGUGUUGAUCGUGUUAAAAUGGUGGUUAAAGCUAAAAAACUUAUUCCAGCUGGAUCUGAAAUUCUUCAUAGUUACUGCGACGAAAAUUUACCAACAAAAGAAAGAAAACAAUUACUUUUAUCUCAAUAUGGUUUUAAAUGUUUAUGUCCAAAAUGUUCAAGAUAA
Dictyostelium purpureum is the source of this 1500-nucleotide messenger RNA. RefSeq lists its product as uncharacterized. The record is from RefSeq and is a predicted model, not a curated record. Gene Ontology annotation, molecular function: protein binding. The transcript is spliced from 2 exons. Lineage: Eukaryota; Evosea; Eumycetozoa; Dictyosteliales; Dictyosteliaceae. Bases 1 to 1500 code for a protein of 499 amino acids.